Molecule: messenger RNA, 1902 nt
Organism: Brenthis ino (lesser marbled fritillary)
Lineage: Eukaryota; Metazoa; Arthropoda; Insecta; Lepidoptera; Nymphalidae
Source: the annotation of a GenBank genome assembly
AUGGAUACAAAACUAGUUGUUUUGUGUACUCUAGUGUGUACGGUGGUAGGCAGCGAUGUAUCAGUUGGAAAGAGUACGGGAAGAAAGAUCUUCGAUGAGGUCAGACAAGCGAACCCUGCAAUUUGGAGACAGAUAGAAAAUGUUACAAUUAUAGCACCCAGUGAUGAAGUCAUUAGCGGGGUGGUCGUCACAGACAUGCGGCCAGAAAAGGAUGGGGAUGCACAAAUUGUGGACGGAGGUAAAGGAAAAGAUAGUGUUACUAUAGAGCUCAAGAGCCCUACUGUUUUACGCGGCUACGAGUUUCAUUUGGAAGUGUAUACCGAAUCGAACACCAAAUAUACGGAUGCUGAAGAAAAUUUGCCGGUUCCUGAUGAUACCUCAAACAAGGAUUUACCUGAAAUGAAUGAAUCAACAACUGUGAGUGAAGGUAGUGGUAGUGGUGAUCAUGUGAGUGUAUCUAUGUCUAAUGAAAACGUAACGACUGAACUUCCUGAAAAUUCUGACAAAGAUGCGCCUAGUUUAGUUGGCAAAGAUACAGAUGGAAAUGUUAGGCCAGCUCGUGGAAUAGAUUUUGAAAACAUUUCCCAAACAUCAGGAACCAUGGACGUAGAUAAUGUACCUGUAAGUACCACAGAUAUGCCUACAGAAAACUUAACGACCGAACUUUCUGAAAACACCGAUAAAGAUGCUCCUGCAUUUAUAGGACAAGAUUUAAAUGAAAGCGUUAGACCAGCGCGUGAAACAAACGAAGAUAGUAUUCCUGGAACAACUGAAACCGCAAACACAGAUAAUGUAACUGAAAGAUCAGAAGGUAACGCAACAACUGGACUGCCAAACAAUUCUGACAAAGAUGCUCCAAGUUCAAUUGGAAAAGACUUAAAUGAGAACAUAAGACCUGCGCGUAGAACAGAUGAUGAAGAUAUUUCUCAAACAUCCGACGCCGCUGACACAGCUAACAUUCCUUCUAUCAUUGCAAGCGAAGCAAGCACCACUGAAGAUCCAAAAAUCGAUCAAGAUCAGACCACAACGGAGGUAAAUGAGAAGACAACAAUCGAAGAAGAAGUUACCCCCGCGCCUGUGAUAUUUGACAAUGCCAAAAACAUCCCUGACUAUCCAUCCUUAGAUAUUUUAGAUCUAAUAAAAGCAAAGGAAGGCACUCGACUUAUUCGUCACACUGAAGAAAACGAAGUAACUACAGAAAGUGAAAAUAUUGAGCAAAGUACAACAGAAUCAAAUGAAAAGAGCGAAAGCUAUGACGUAUCUUCAGAACCUAGUGAGAAAACCAAUGACGAUGAUAUUGUGGACUUGAUGCCCCCUGAAAUAGGCGCAUCGUACAAUACUGAUUUUUCAGAUAAUGCUUCAUCUAAUCCCAGAUCUGGUCGUGGCGUUUCUAUUGUCGAUAUUGCUAACGAUUCUACAACAACAGAAGCUACUACGGUUAAUGAUAAAGAAGAAAAGGAAACAGAGUUUAGUACUACAGAAGCUCUAAUGACAGAGCAACCGAGAAAUACUAGAAAUGCUGGCGUAGAAGAUACAGAUGUCGAUUCUAAUAACGUAGACAUUCCUAAAGAACCCCAAGAGCAGCCAUCAUGGGGAUCAAGACUUGGUAACAGCAAUGUGAUUGUGUUAAACAGAGAGCUAUUCUCGCCAGACAGUUCACAAACACGAUACGAAAUACCUAUCGUCCUAAUCUUAGCCAAUGGAGCUAACUUACCCACAAUUAAAAUAAUUGUCGAAAAUUCAAAUUUUGAACAGGAGAAACCUGAUGUAAACAUACAAUCAGAAAGUCCGACAGUUGAAAAUCUUGCAAGUAAUGACGAAAUUCCGAAAAAUGUUGACGAGACCGACUUUAUGCCACCUAAUGACGAAUAUGCAUCGAAUCCCGUUAUGAUACUUGAAAAA